AUGGACAUUUCGAGCUUGCUUGGUUUACAGGAUGUAUUUCAGAGUUUUUGUUUGACUUUGUUUCCCACGCGUGUUGAAUACAUUUCCUCCAUUCUUGACGGCGCAUUCCGCCUGCUAGUAGCCACUUGUCAGCGGCUUUCAGCUGCUGCAGCAGAAGCAGCAGCAGCAGCAGCAGCUGCCGCUGCAGCAGGCGGCAGGUCGCCUCCAAGUCUGGCCAAGCUGCACAGCCCCGCAGGUGUCUGCGGGGAUGCAGGCUACGGACCUCCUGUUGGUGCUGUUGGUGCAGCUGGCCCAGCAACAGCAGCAACGGCAGCAAUCGACACCAGCUCAAUGCAACUGAAGAUGUUGCCUGAGGCGGGCAUGGAGGCCGUCGGCGAGCUUCUUACAAAUCCCUUAAAGGUCUUGUCGCUGCAGGUGUUAAACAUAAGCAGCUACGCCCCCCUCAUGGACUUCCUAGACACAGACACCCGAUCUCAAGUGGCAAAGGCGAUGGUCGACGCCGUCGUGACAGCACGCGUACCGUUAACUUCUUCUCAUGUUUUUAGUCACUUUUUGGCCCUUGUUUACCCUUUAAUUCGUGGAGAUGAAAAUGCGAAGAACGCUCACGGCAGCAGCGGGGAGACGGGACAGGACGACGCACAUGCACCAGGAGCAGCAGCAGCAGCAGCAGCAGCAGCGCCCGCAGCCGCAGCAGCGCAACAUCUGCAGCAACUUGCAAUGCUCGUCCACCUUGCAAAGGGAGCAGAUACAGACGAACAGUUCAACAUUCUUUUAGCGGCGAAGAAUGCUUUCUCGCAAGGGGGGGCGCUCCAGCAGCGCGUGCUGCUGCCUCCGCUUGCUGUUGCUGCUUGCCGUCUGCUGCCUCAAGUGCUGCAGCGGCAAACAGCAGCAGAGGAGGGAAUUGAAAAGCCUCCCCAGCAUACUGGUAAACGCGUCUGUCAGCUGCUGCAUGCAGUCUGCUUGCAGCUAGUUCCUCUUUCUCCCGAGACGGCCCUAAGGAUGUUGCUCCUUUCCUGCAUGGCUGCCGAUAAUGCGAAUAUUGCAGUGGGAGGCUUUGGACCAAUUUGCGAAGAAUUUGCAUCGCAAGCUUUGGUCUGUUUUGAAGAAGAAAUCACCGACAGCAAAACACAGUUUGCUGCUAUCACACAGAUGGUUGGCUGUUUUGCGGGCUUUAUUGUCGGUUUAGAGAGAGAAAUUUUUGAAAGUUUAGCCACAAAAAUGACCCAACACGCAGCAAAACUCCUAAAGAAAGUAGAUCAAUGCCGGGCAGUGCUGUCUUGCUCGCAUCUCUACUGGAAUACGGCGGCCUACCGCGACAGCCGCCGAGUCUUAGAGUGUCUGCAAAAGUGUUUAAAGAUAGCAGAUUUAACAGUUCAAACGAAUUCUUCUCAUGUUUCUCUCUUUAUUGAGAUCCUUAACAAAUAUGUUUACUAUUUCGACCAAAACAACACAGAAGUGACAACAGACUUCAUUCAGAAUCUCCUCGCGUUAUGUGCCGAACAUUGCAGGUUUGCUGAAUUAGACAAAGACGACGACGUCAUGAAGAGCUUUCGAAAUACUUUGCAACACCUCCGGCUAAAGAAGCAAACAGACACAACCAAUCGCUACAAAGGUCUCGACUUGUCCAUAGAGAUAUGA
Messenger RNA from Eimeria maxima, 1638 nucleotides. Its product is annotated as vacuolar sorting protein 35, putative. Lineage: Eukaryota; Apicomplexa; Conoidasida; Eucoccidiorida; Eimeriidae. Bases 1 to 1638 code for a protein of 545 amino acids. The transcript is spliced from 9 exons. Gene Ontology annotation, cellular component: late endosome; retromer complex; retromer, cargo-selective complex. The record is from RefSeq and is a predicted model, not a curated record. Gene Ontology annotation, biological process: retrograde transport, endosome to Golgi; intracellular protein transport.